GCCCCUCGCUGCACCAUCACUCCCCAGAUAAGUUGGAAGCUCUGCAUCCGUACCCAGGUCAAGAAGGAGAAUAAACCAUUUCCCACUUUCAACUUUCUUACCACGAUAUAUCCAUCACAAUGUCGAACCCACCCCAUCUCCUUGUACCUCGUGAGCCAACCAAAACAUCCCUCAACGUCCAGCAACCCAUAGCAGAACAACUACAAUCUCCACUCUUCAGCCAAAUCCCCGCUGAACUUCGCAACCACAUAUUCAAGCUCGCCCUACAGCCCUACCAAGAUCCUCUCGAUUUCUACCCUCGAGAAACCUAUUACACCCGUCCUGGCACAUUGGGCAAGUCGAGGAUCGCCACCGAGUUGCUCUGCACGUGCAAGAGGAUCUAUCUUGAAACGAAGGACCUCCCACCGCAGCACGACACGACCGUGACGUUCUAUGGCGGGGAGUCUGAGCGUGUGCCGAGACACUACAUAUCCGUCGGGGACAUGCUCGUCCCGACUUGGUUCCAAAAGCUGUCUGCCUCGCAGGUUGGCGAGAUUCAGCAUCUGAGGCUUGUAUCACAGCUCUAUGCCUUCAAGGCAAUGUGCAGUGCUGUAUUCUUCGACCCUUUUAGCCGAGAAGAUAAGCGUGGCGCUUUGGCGCCGAGCACCGUCACCAUCACGAUUCGGUAUACGGACUUCUGGGGCUGGGAGCAUGAUGUCAUGCUCCACUUGCGCGGCUUGGAUCCCACGAGUCUGGUGGUGCCGGAGUCAGUCACGAAGAUUGAGCUGGAGCUUGAGCAGCGAGAGGGGAAGAGGGAGGACUUGGAGGGGAUUAUUGCGGGGAUCCCGGAAGAGAAGGAGCACUGGAAGUUUAAGAGGAAGGAUGGGAGGUUCCUUGUUGUUCAGGAUGACGUGAGGGAGUGGAGAUGGAUAGGGCCUACAAAGUUUAUCGGGAUCACCCAUUGGCAUCAUCCUAAGGGGAACGAAAUGCCCAUGUUUGUCAAAGUCCUAACAUUUCUGCUGCAAGAAGAUCCCUACCAAGGUCGUAUAUAAAGUGACAGUGGGCAGUGAAAAGCAAGACUGAGAGCUUCCAAGGAGAUGGAUUCAAAUCAUUCCAACUGUUUUCUCCAGCAUUUCUUACUCAAUACUAAAGAGUGUUUCAUUAUUCCAAAUCAAAAUCUAUAUUACAAAUACAGUUAUGUACUUCUUCU
Messenger RNA from Aaosphaeria arxii CBS 175.79, 1189 nucleotides. RefSeq lists its product as uncharacterized. The record is from RefSeq and is a predicted model, not a curated record. The transcript is spliced from 2 exons. Lineage: Eukaryota; Fungi; Ascomycota; Dothideomycetes; Pleosporales. The coding region runs from base 120 to 1031 and encodes 303 amino acids.